AUGGAAAAUAUAGGAAAUCACGGCGGGAAAAAGUAUGAAUAUUUAAGCAACAAUUAUGAUACCAUAUACAAUGGAACUGAAGAAGAGAGUGAAUCAAUGAGUAAUAAUUAUCAUAGUGGUAUGAAUUACAAUUAUAGCCAAAAUUUAUUAAACAAAAGUAACGGUACGAAUAUGUAUAUGAAUAACAAUAUGAAAAAAGGUGCUUAUAACUCUAGUGAUAUUAGCAUAAAUAUGAAUAAUAGCAUGAACAGAAGCAUGAAUGGCAACUUCAAUUACGGAAAUAAUAAUAAAAAAUACAACUCCACAAUGGAAAAAGAAAAACUAAUAAAUAGUAAGUCCACCUACCAAAUAAACCAAAAAAAUUACAAUAAUUUGAACUAUGAUAGCAACGAAGAUGAUUGCUCUGAAACGCAUUAUCAUUUUGAAAAUAAAUAUAAUUUAGACAAAGAUUUAGAAAAUAAUCGAGUUUUAAUUGAACCUGAUGAAUUAUUAACAUCAAGAAGAAAUCACAUGAGAACAAAAAUGCAAGUAUUAAUAAAAGUAUUAGUAAUUGUUGCCAUUUUUUUUCUUCUAGUAUUUCUUAUUACAAAAUUUAAAAAAUUCUUAAACUUAAUUAAUGUAGUUAUUAAAUGGGUGGGUGAACAAGGUUCUUGGAGUAUCCUCUUAUUCAUUUUAUUAUUUACUUUAACAUCUCCCCUUUUUAUGUCUGUAGAAAUUAUGUGUGUAGGCGCAGGUCUUAUAUUUUCCGGUGUUUAUGGAAAAUUUUUAGGAAUACUUGUAGCUGUUUUUUCAGUUUUAACUGGUUAUGUUUUAGGAAUGUCAUUAUGCUUUUUCAUUUCAAGAUAUAUGAUGCAUGAAUUUAUUUAUAAAAAGCUAAUGGUCUAUCCUAUAUAUUUAGCAUUUAACCAAGCGAUCAACUCUAAUGGAUUGUCUUUCGUCCUCUUGAUUCGUUUGUCUCCAAUUUUACCCGCCUCAGUCGUUAGUUACAUAUUAGGCGUGACAUCCCUCAAAUACAAGGAUUUCGCACUUGGGUCCAUUUCUGCCUUACCCAGUAUAAGCAUAUUUGUUUAUAUUGGAGUUUUGCUUCAGGACAUUUCCAACAUAUCGGAAAUGGAGAACCACUGGGCCAACCUGAUCAUCCUUUUCAUUGGCUUUAUUCUGGGUGUGAUUGCCAUUGCAUACAUAUCAGUUGUGACCAAACGCAGAUUAAAUAACUUGAACAUAAUGAACUCAUCACUGUCGACAACCAAUAUCGACAUCGAGUGA
Molecule: messenger RNA, 1266 nt
Organism: Plasmodium gonderi
Lineage: Eukaryota; Apicomplexa; Aconoidasida; Haemosporida; Plasmodiidae
Product: SNARE associated Golgi protein
Exons: 3
Coding region: 1-1266 (421 amino acids)
Cellular component (GO): membrane
Source: RefSeq, a predicted model, not a curated record